UCCCCGCCCCAGGCUCUCCUUCCUUCUCCUCCAAGAUGGAGGCGCUGGAGGUUUUGGGGGGCUACCCGACCAAACCCUCUAACCAAAGAGCCCGAAUGGUUAGAGUUCUACUGAGUAUGACUGUUCUUAUGGGUUUUCUAUUAAUGCUGCAUAGUUUUCUAAAAACUGCCAAAUCGAUUAAGCCAGAUUUCUACUCUUUUGAGGUGAAUGACGCGAAGGGGAGACGCGUUUCUUUGGAGAGAUACCGUGGCAAAGCGUCCCUGGUUGUCAACGUGGCGAGCCACAGCGAGCACACAGAGAAAAACUAUCGCUCUCUGCAAGAACUGCAUCGGGAACUUGGGACAUCCCAUUUCAACGUGUUGGCUUUUCCAUGCGGACAGUUCGGGGAUACCGAGUUGGGAGCCAGUCGUGACAUCGAGGCAUACGCCAAAAACACGUAUGGUGUCACCUUCCCCGUCUUCAGUAAGAUAAAAAUCAUGGGGUCGGAAGCGGAGCCUGCGUUUAAAUUCAUAACAGAUUCUGUGAAAAAGGUUCCGAAGUGGAACUUCUGGAAGUUCCUGGUGAACCCGGAAGGUCAAGUAGUGAGGUACUGGAAGGCGGACGACCCCGCAGAGAGCGUGCGCCAGGAGGCCACGACCAUGGUGCGCGAGAUCAUUCUAAAGAAAAGGGCAGAACUCUGAAGGAAUCGGACCUCGUGAAGACGGGAGUGACAAGGGAGGACUCCUGGUGUUGGCAGAGUUCCACAGUAUUGAUUCGAGCGACGUGGGGUGUUCAUUUCACCGGUCUUCAUUACCCCGUGGCUGGGAAAAUAAUUGACAGAGCUUUGGAGAUGACGCUCACUGCAGUGCACUGUAGCCUGGUAUAAUAUUGGUUGCGGAAGGCGGCAGGGCUAAAAAAAGACAUCUCGUGAGUAUGGGCGUGCGUGCGUAUGUGCGCGUACCUCAGGUGCCAUUGUCCCUUUCUGAGCCAGUGCCACAGCCUGGAAGAACCACUUCUAUGAAACAUGGAUUUUUUUUGUCCAAUACAACUCAUUUUGUCAAUACUCUCUGGUAACAAUUGUACACUUGAUUACCGUCUUGUUGAGUGUGUCAGUACGGCCGUAAAAAUGUGCCCUUCAUGGCCGUCUUGUUCAGAAUGCCUGUUUGAUUUGUAAUAGUAUGUUGAUCCAUGUUUAAUGUAGAAAAAUAAGUCAGUGUAACAAAUCUAUAAUAAUGAAUUGAUAAAUACAAUUUCUACAGUUGGACUCCAA
Esox lucius (northern pike) is the source of this 1249-nucleotide messenger RNA. It is a transcript of the gene gpx8, whose product is annotated as glutathione peroxidase 8 (putative). The record is from RefSeq and is a predicted model, not a curated record. Gene Ontology annotation, biological process: response to oxidative stress. The transcript is spliced from 3 exons. NCBI's taxonomy places the organism in Eukaryota, Metazoa, Chordata, Actinopteri, Esociformes, Esocidae. The coding region runs from base 36 to 680 and encodes 214 amino acids. Gene Ontology annotation, molecular function: glutathione peroxidase activity.